AUGCUUGCGCGAGAACAAGUUGAUCCACUAUUUACUACCGUUGAACUCACACCGGCUCUCGGCUUCCGUGGACAAGCCUUUCCCAGCCUCGUUCCCCAAUACCGUGUGACCAUCUUUGGUGAUGAAAGUGAUGACUCGUCGUUGAAAGUUCGUCACUAUCCAAUCGCACCGGAUCUUGGCCAGUUGGACGAUCGUACAGGUCGUCUGUCAAUUGAUCGUCUUUUGUCCGAAACUCUGGUGGUCCGAUGUCGUGAACGGCUUUUACGUAUUCGUAAGCGCCUCAAGGCAGCUAAGCCUCUUUCGAUAGUUUUGUACGCUGGAUCAGCGACACCAAGUCUUUGGCUUCCACUGUUACGGGAUAGUGUAGACACACGGGAAGAGUGUGUAGUUAUAUCAGUGAAUAUGUUUAGCGGACGUGUUCUCUGUAGUUUGGAUGCGAUAGAGUUCCUGCCGGGUUCAGCUAGUGAACUAAAAGAAUUUGAAGCAGCUUUGUACGAUGGCCAAUCGAUUGAUUCUCUGCGCAAGCGAAUCGAUCGUCUAAAAGUCCUGCUGAUGAUCGAACGAUACCGGAGAUCUGUCUCCACCCUUCAAGUACGCAUCAUCAACGAGAAUCAAAUGGCACCGUUCUUCAAGAAGGUUGCAGUCAACUCACUUCCGAGUGAUCGUAUAUGCCUCCAGUUCAUUAAAGAAGAGCAUUUCUUUUUGGUUAUCACAUUCAUUUCUAAUGAGAAUCUCACUGUCAAAAUGAAUCUUUAUCUAUUGUGUACCCUUGAUGACAAGGUACAGAUGAUGGAGUUGAAUAAGGAGAAGCAGCUAAUUUCUGCUCCGAUCGAGGGAGUGGUGGACAUUGAAGCCAAGGCAUUUGGACAAUCUGAAUAUGAUGACGUGUGGACUUUGAAGGAAAAGGUUUGA
Molecule: messenger RNA, 912 nt
Organism: Cooperia oncophora
Lineage: Eukaryota; Metazoa; Nematoda; Chromadorea; Rhabditida; Trichostrongylidae
Source: the annotation of a GenBank genome assembly